Molecule: messenger RNA, 1832 nt
Organism: Melanaphis sacchari
Lineage: Eukaryota; Metazoa; Arthropoda; Insecta; Hemiptera; Aphididae
Product: neuropeptide CCHamide-2 receptor-like
Biological process (GO): G protein-coupled receptor signaling pathway
Cellular component (GO): membrane
Molecular function (GO): G protein-coupled peptide receptor activity
Source: RefSeq, a predicted model, not a curated record
AGCUACAGAACCCGUCGUGGCGGCAGCGACCACGGUCAAAGCAGUCAUGGCAGCCAUAGACUUCCCCACGAACUCGACAAACCUCAAUUCUGACGACAUUUAUGAAUCUUACUCGAACCGGCCGGAGACGUACAUCGUUCCCGUGGUGUUCGCCAUGAUAUUCAUCGUGGGCGUACUGGGCAACGGCACGCUCGUUUUGGUGUUCAUCAGGCACAGGAGCAUGCGAAACGUGCCCAACACGUACAUACUGAGCCUGGCGCUAGGCGACCUGCUGGUCAUCAUCACGUGCGUCCCGUUCACGUCCACCGUGUACACGGUCGAGUCGUGGCCGUACGGCGAGCUCAUAUGCAAGCUCAGCGAGGCCACUAAGGACGUGUCCAUCGGCGUGUCCGUGUUUACGCUGACCGCGCUCAGCGCCGAGAGAUACUGCGCCAUUGUGAACCCCAUACGACGGCACGUGUCGUCGAAGCCGUUCACCUUGAUGACGGCCGUAGCCAUAUGGAUACUGGCCGUGGUUCUGGCCACGCCGUCGGCCACGUUCUCGCACCUGGCCACCGAACCAAUACCCUUUACGAACAUGACCAUCGAGUUCUGUUACCCGUUUCCAAUGGAGCUGGGCAGCGGUUACGCACGGGGCAUGGUCAUGUUCAAGCUGCUCGCGUACUACGUGGUUCCGCUGUUCGUGAUCGGGUGCUUCUACCUGUUGAUGGCCCACCACCUGAUGGUGUCCACGCGCAACAUGCCCGGCGAGCUGCAGUACGCCGGCCAGUCCGGCCAGAUCCGGGCCCGGAAGAAGGUGGCCAAGAUGGUGCUGUCGUUCGUCGUCAUAUUUAUGAUCAGCUUCCUUCCGUACCACGUGUUCAUGGUGUGGUUCCACUUCAACCCGGACUCGCGCGAUGAGUACGACGACUACUGGCACGCGUUCCGCAUCGUCGGCUUCUGCCUGAGCUUCAUCAACUCUUGCGUGAACCCCGUGGCGCUGUACUUCAUCAGCGGCGUGUUUCGCAAACACUUCAACCGGUACCUGUUCUGCUGCUGCCCGUUCGCCCGGUCCGGCCCGGUCACCGUCGAGUCCACCAUCCAGGACAUCAACCUGACGCAUGUCAACAGCACGUCUUGCAGGCGUCACAACUCGGUCGUCACCAGCCACGCGACCAUGCUCAGCCACGCGACCUGACGGGCGGCCUGCGGUAGCAAGCCCGUCACCGAUGGCAAACGCCCCGAAGACUGCAACGUCGUCUGAUAACGAUAACGCGCUGAUAACGAGGGCGGCGGAGUCGUUCGCGCCAAAUACGGGGAACACGGGUUUUUGUCUGCUGGUGACGUUCGCGAUACUAUCAAAAAUCUUUAUAGUAAUAUAUUAUAUUUAUAUUAUACAGGUUUAGAUAAUGAUAUAUUACCGGGUGACGCAGUGACGUGCUCAGCGUUUUUGGUAGGUGUGAAAGAUGCGUUAUAACCAUAGACGGUGAUUAGGAGGUGCUUGAGGGGCUUAGCCCCCCAAUAAUUAUUGAACAUUUUUCAAAGUAUUAAAUCGGUACUUAUUUUGCAACAAUGCAAAGAAAGAUUUAAGCCCGUCCCCCUAAAAUUCAAUCAAAUAUCCGCCUAUGGUUACAACAACAACAAAAAAAACACCAUAUUCUUGCAUUUGACAGUAGGUGCUAUAAUUAAUAAUUAUUAUAAUAAUAGUAUACACCAUUAAUCGUGUAUAAAAGGGUAAUAUCAUAGGGUAAGUUAUUUGUAAAUAAUCGUCUUGACAAUAUGGCGGCAAAUAUGCUUUCAUCAGUUCAUCAUAUAAUUACAACCUAUAUUAUUAUAACACAUUAUCGUUAUUA